Dictyostelium discoideum AX4 is the source of this 3921-nucleotide messenger RNA. RefSeq lists its product as hypothetical. The record is from RefSeq and is a predicted model, not a curated record. The transcript has 6 exons. Gene Ontology annotation, molecular function: cysteine-type deubiquitinase activity. NCBI's taxonomy places the organism in Eukaryota, Evosea, Eumycetozoa, Dictyosteliales, Dictyosteliaceae. The coding region runs from base 1 to 3921 and encodes 1306 amino acids. Gene Ontology annotation, biological process: protein deubiquitination; ubiquitin-dependent protein catabolic process.
AUGAAUAAUAUUAUAUUAGAUGAGAAUAAAAAUAAUGGUCAGCCACAUCCACAACAACAACUUAAUAUUUUAAAAGAGGUCACAACUCUAUCACCUCCUCAAAAUAAUAAUAAUAAUAAUAAUAAUAAUAAUAGUAAUACACAAAAUGAAAAUAACCCAAGUAAUAAUACACCAAUGAUAUCUUCACCAGACUCUGUAAAUGGAGCACAACCUGUAAAUAAUAGUAAUAAUAAUAAUAAUAAUAAUAAUAAUAAUAAUAAUAAUAAUAAUAAUAGCCCAGUAGAGAAUAGUGAAAAUACUAUUGAUAAUAAUGAUAAUAAUAAUAAUGAUAAUAAUGAUAAUAAUAAUAAUGAUAAUAAUGAUAAAAAUAAUAAUAACUCAGUAGAGAAUAGUGAAAAUACUAUUGAUAAUAAUGAUAAUAGUGCAGCUCCUGCUGCUAUAAAUAUUAUACCAACACCAAGACCCACCAAAACUGCAUACAAAGUAACAAAUUUUUCACAAAAAGAUAAACCAUUUUAUACAGAGACUCAAACAAUUUUAGAUUUAACUUGGAGAUUAUAUGUAUUCCCAAAAGGUAAUAAUACAGAUAAUAAAGAUAUAUCGCUCUUUUUAGAUUUACUUGAAGUUCAACAACCUGGACAUCCAAAUAUUAAAGCAUCAUUUACAUUAGAAAUUUUAAAUCAAAAGAAUCCAGAAAAAAAUGUUAGAAAAAUAUCAGAUCAUUUAUUUAAUUCAAAAGGUGUAGAUUGGGGAUUCAAUAGAUUUAUGGAUAUUCAAACAUUGUUAGAUCCAGAACAAGGCUAUAUGAUUGAUGAUGGUUUUAUUAUUAAUGUUGAAGUAGUUCAAGCAUACAGUUGUAUUGAUUCUUCAAGUUAUGAUAGUAAAAAAAUUACUGGUUAUGUUGGUUUACAAAAUCAAGGUGCAACUUGUUAUAUGAAUUCAUUAUUACAGGCAUUGUUUCAUAUUUCACCAUUUAGAAGAGCAGUUUAUGAAUUACCAACAAUUUCAGAUGAUCCAACAAAAAGUAUAUCAUUAGCAUUACAGAGAAUAUUUUUUAAAUUACAAUUUGGAGAUAAAGCAGUUGGAACUAAAGAAUUAACGAAAAGUUUUGGAUGGGAUACAAUGGAUAUUUUCACACAACAUGAUGUUCAAGAAUUAAAUCGUGUCUUGUGUGAUAAUUUAAAUGAUAAGAUGAAGGGUACCAAAGCUGAAGGUACAGUUGAUGAUUUAUUUCGUGGAAAAAUCAAAAACUUUAUUAAAUGUGAAAAAGUAUCAUUUGAAUCAAAAAGUGAUGAAUACUUUUAUGACCUUUCUUUAAAUGUUAAAGGUUGUAAAGAUAUAAUUGCUUCAUUUGAUAAAUAUACAGAAACUGAAAGACUAGAUGGUUCAAAUCAAUAUUUCGCUGAAGGUUUUGGUUUACAAAAUGCAAACAAAGGUGUCAAAUUUUUAUCAUUACCACCAGUUUUAAAUUUACAUUUGAAAAGAUUUGAAUAUGAUCCAAUUAGAGAUGAAAAUGUUAAAAUUAAUGAUAAAUACAAAUUCCCAGAUACAUUAGAUUUAAAUCGUUAUUUAGAUGAAGGUGCUGAUAAAUCACUUUCUUAUAUUUAUACUUUACAAAGUGUAUUAAUUCAUUCAGGUGAUUUACAUAAUGGUCAUUAUUAUGCAUUUAUUAAAUCAAAUGGAGAAUGGUUCAAAUUUGAUGAUGAUGAAGUUACAAAAUCAACAUUUGAUAGAGUUUCAGAUGAAUCAUUUGGUUCUGAUUUUGGUAUUAGACCAGGUAGAAGUGAUAAUGCUUAUAUGUUAGUUUAUUUUAGAAAUAAUUGUUAUGACCAAUUAACUAGAACAAUUGAUGAAACAGAAAUACCAGAACAUUUGAAAUCUAGAAUUGAAAAGGAUGAAAUGAGAGAGAAUGAACAAACAUUUCAACUUAGACUUACUAGAGAUGAAGAUUUUACUGAUCAUAAAUCAUUUGAUUUAAUUGAUUUCGAGAGAUUCCCACCAAAAACAUUUAAAAAGACUCAUGAUAAUAUGAGUAUUGGUCAUUUUAAGAAACAAAUUACUGCCCAAUAUGGUAUUCCAGUUGAAAGACAAAGAAUUUGGGCUUGGACAACUAGAAGAAACAGAACUCAUAGAAUUGAAAAGUAUCCAGAACAAGAUGAUACGUCUUUAAAUUUAAUUCGUGCUAGAAUGAAUGGCGAUAUAAGAUUACAUUUAGAGAUUUGUUUUAAUCCAAGACCAUUAAUUGCACCAACUUCAAAUGGUAAUAAUUAUAUUUUAGCUAAUAAUAAUAUUAAUAAUAAUAAUAGUAAUAAUAACAACAAUAAUAAUAAUAAUAAUAAUAAUAAUAACAAUAAUAAUAAUGUUAACAGUGGUUUAACUGGUGGAAUAAAUCAAAUUAAUAGUGGUAUAAAUCAGCAUCAGCAUCAUCACCAUCACAAUAAUAAUAAUAAUCAAAUUGUAGAUAAUAUGAAUUCAUUUUUCCCAAAAAUCGAUAAGGAUAAUGAAACUAGUGCAUUAUUAUUUUUUAAAUUUUAUGAUCCAGAGACUAAAAGUUUAAAGUUUUUAGGAUCAAAAGUAUUGGAUAUUAGUUUAAAGGCAUCUAGUGUCUUCCCACAACUAUGUCAAUUGGCAGGUUUACCAAUUAAUACACCAUUGUUAGUCUAUGAGGAGAUUACUUCAUCAAAUAUUCAACCAAUUAAACCAAAUGAAACAUUGACAAAGUGUGAAAUGUUAAGUGGUGAUAUUUUAGUAUUUCAAAAACAAGUUGCCUCUCCAAAUAAAUUCAAUUUACCAACAGUCAUUGACUACUUUCAAUAUAUCAUAAAUACAAAAGUUGUAAAGAUUAAACAAGUAGAUAAUAGUCAAGUUCAAUUCAAUUGUGAAUUCUCAAAACAAAUGAAAUACUCUGAAAUCACUGCAAAGAUUGCGACACUAGUUGGUGCAAACUCUGAAAACAUUAGGUUAAUGUGUAAACAAAAUAUGGCCGCUCCAAUCUCUCCAAUCAAACCAAAUGAUAAUAUACCAUUGUAUGAUAUGUUAUCAAGUACAAAUAAAUUAACUGAUUUACUCUACUUUGAAAUCUUAAAUAUUCCAGUUAAAGAUUGUGAAAUCAAAAGAAACUUUAAAAUCACUUGGCAAAAACCUUUUACAAAUGAAUUUGAAAUCAUUUCAGUUUGGGUAUUAAGAGUUGGUGAUGUUAAAGAAUUAAUUAAUGAAUUUUUAAAAACUAUUAAAUUAAAUUAUAAACAACAAAAUAAUAAUAAUAAUUUACAACAACAACAACAACAACAACAACAAACGAAUGGUAUAGUUAUAAAUAAUAAUAAUCAACAACAACAACAACAACAACAACAACAACAACAACAACAACAACAACAACAACAACAACAAGAUAAUGAAAAUCAAAAACAAGAGAAUAAUAAUAAUUUUGAUAUUGAAACAAUUGAUUCAAAUAAAAUUAGACUUAUUGAAAUUAGAGGAUAUAGAGUUGAAAAGAUAUUAACAGACGAAGAUGUUUGCUCAAUUGGUGAUUCUUCAGCAUUGAGAGCAGAGAUGAUAUCAGAUGAAGAGAUGAAUCCAAAAAAUGGAGAAAGAGUUGUAUUUGUAGUUCAUUAUAGUAGAGAACAUAAUUAUCCAUUAUUCCAUGGCUCACCAAUGACAAUACUUUAUAAACCUGGUGAAUCUUGUCAAUCACUUAGAACAAGAUUAUAUGCGAAAUUGGGUGGAUCAAAAUCUUUAUCUUCCAAAGAAUUCUCAAGAUGGAAGAUUUCAAUCAUUAGAGGUGAUAAAGUUGAAUACAUUCCAGAUGAUGGUUCAAUUGGUACUAAUAUUGAUUGGAAUGCUGUAAAUACUUUUAUUGGCUUAGAACAUUCAAAUACUCAUAAUAAAAAUCAACAAAAAGCAAUUAAAAUCUUAGGUUAA